CAACGUAUCUCUUCAGUCACUUGUUGUAGAACGAGUGAAGGAUGGCAGGUAUCUGGAUGUGUGUGUGCGCCCUUCUUUCUGCUGCUUUCUUCACCUCAACCUCAGCAACACUUCACGAAGAAGGUCUUCUUGGUCUGCCUGUCGACAUAGAUGUGGCCAAUGUGCAUGUUCAACAAGCUGUGGAAUUCUUGAAACAACACUUGUCUCUCACCAGUGAUCAAAAGGUCAUAGUGGAGAACGCUAAAAGACAGGCGGUUGCUGGAUUGUUGUUGCAUCUAACCAUUAAGAUUGAAUCGGAGACGCUGAACACUUCGACAAGAUGUAACAUUGUUGUGCAUACCAGUCCCUGGAUCAAUACUACGAAUAUUGUAUACAACAGCUGCAGCAUUUAGAACUAAGCAACAAAUAUCCUAAUCAACUAAGAUUUGAUUUCUUCUAUACCUGUGCUAACAAUGUUAUAUGGUAAAGUUUCACAUGUAGUUCCUAUUGUAUUCAUCUCCAGCUCACAUGCAAUGUUAGUUAUUCAUGAGGCAUUGGCAUCUUGAUUAUAGUUACAAAAAAUAAAUAAGCUUUAUUCAUGGA
Molecule: messenger RNA, 582 nt
Organism: Stegostoma tigrinum
Lineage: Eukaryota; Metazoa; Chordata; Chondrichthyes; Orectolobiformes; Stegostomatidae
Product: cystatin-like
Exons: 3
Coding region: 42-392 (116 amino acids)
Source: RefSeq, a predicted model, not a curated record